Centruroides sculpturatus (bark scorpion) is the source of this 5654-nucleotide messenger RNA. It is a transcript of the gene Myo81F, whose product is annotated as myosin-I heavy chain-like. NCBI's taxonomy places the organism in Eukaryota, Metazoa, Arthropoda, Arachnida, Scorpiones, Buthidae. Gene Ontology annotation, biological process: signal transduction. The transcript is spliced from 35 exons. The coding region runs from base 118 to 5205 and encodes 1695 amino acids. The record is from RefSeq and is a predicted model, not a curated record. Gene Ontology annotation, cellular component: cytoskeleton; myosin complex. Gene Ontology annotation, molecular function: protein binding; cytoskeletal motor activity; ATP binding.
GAUAUAGAACAGUAGAAUCAAAAAAUUUAUUUUUAAAGAUACUACUAUAUAUUAAAUAUGUAUUUCUAUAUUUAGCCUCCAAAGUGUAUUUUGAGGUUAUUAACAGAAGAAUGUAGAAUGCCAAAAGGAUCCGAUAUUACUUAUGUAUCUAAAUUGCAUCAAGAAUUUGAAGAUCAUCAUAAUUAUGUAAAAGGAGAUGAUCGUAGAAGGUGGGAGAAAGAAUUUGGAGUAAAACAUUAUGCUGGAGAUGUUGUUUACACAGUUGAAGGAUUUUUAGAAAAAAAUAAAGAUGUUCAACAAGAUCAAUUGUUUGAAUUAAUGCAACAGUCUUCAAAUACUUUUGUUCAAGACUUAGUGAAAUUUCAGGAUUUAUUAGGAGUUACUAUUAAUCGUCUUGGUAAUGGAAGUACAAUGUCUAGAACUAUGACAAAAGGUCGUCCUACUGUAGCUGAUGCUUUCCGUCAUCAAUUAACUGCUCUUGUUGAUGUUUUACAAGCUACAACACCCUGGUAUGUUCGAUGUAUAAAACCUAAUACAAAGAAAAUGCCAAAUAAUUAUGAUGAUGAACAAGUUUUAACACAACUGUGUUAUUUAGGAAUGUUGGAUAUUAUAAGAAUUCGACGAGAAGGUUUUCCUAUUCAUACAUCAUUUAAAGAAUUUUUAUUACGGUAUCGAGGUUUAGUAAGGAGCAAAUAUCCAAGUGAUCCUCGUGAAGGAGUGAGUUAUAUAUUGCAGUCUCUUGGAUUUUCUAAAAUGGAAUGGCAAAUUGGAAAAACUAAGGUAUUUUUAAGAAGUUGUGUUCAUGAACCUUUGGAAGAUCAAAGAACAAUACUUAUUCAUGCUAUGGCUAUAAUUAUUCAAAAAACUUGGAGGGGAUUUUUAUGUAAAAGAAUUUAUCUGAAGAAAAGGAAAGCUGCAAUUUGUUUUCAAAGGCGAUUUCGUGGACGUCGUCAAAGAUUAUGCUACCUUCGUAUGCGAAGAGCUGCAAUUACACUACAAGCCUAUGUUCGAGGUAUGUUUGCUCGUGAAGUAGCAAAUGCACUCAGAGAGAUGAGAAGGGUUGAAGCUGAAAUGAGAAGAAAAGAACAAGAAGAAGAAGAAAAGAAAAGGUUGGAAGCUGAAAAACAAGAAAUGGAAGAACAAGAACGACAAGCUUUAGAAGAAUCAAUUAGCAAUCAGACUGAAAAAGAAAGUGGUGCUACUCAACAAGAAUUAGCAGCCAUUGCUACAUUAGUGGAACAAAAUGUCCGUAGAGCACAGGAAGCAUCAGAAUGCCUUGAUCUGGAUGAAAUGUUUUCAUUUCUUAGUGAUGUUCAAGAAGCACGACCUAAUGUUCAGGAAUUUGUAACUGAAAUAGGACAACAAAUGGAAGCGUUGCUGCAAGAUGUUGAAACAACAGAAGCUGAAGAGGAAGAAAGUUGUAUUUCUUCUGAUGUUCAGAGUGUAACUCCAGAGCCAUCUCCAAGUCCUCUUCCUCCACCAAGUCCAAGUCCACUUGCUACAAGUCCUUCUUAUUCUCCUUGUCCAGAGAGUGUUGCUUCUGACAGAAUUUUAUCUCCUUCACCGCUUCCUCCUCCUACCUCUCCAGUUAAUAUAAUGAAUGGAGAUGUCAGAAAAACCCCUUCUCCUAUAAAAACUAUAGUCAACCAUUCAAAUAUAAAAUCACCAACUCCAUCAACAGUUACCUGUCUCAAAGAAGAAAAAAUUUAUUCAAAAGGUGUUUUGGAUUCUCAAGAUGUUAAACUAGAUAAUAAUCAUUUGAAUAAUGUUGAACCAGAAGAAGUUGAACGUGAACAAAGACGAAAAUUAAGAAUUGAGAAAAGGUUAAUUGAAAUUGAAGCAGAAGAACAGAGACUAUAUGAAGAAGAAGAUGAUUAUCAUUAUGAUAUGAUUCAGUUUGCUGAAAAAUAUUUUAAUUGUCAUGUUCGAGAUAUGGGUGGAACUGUUAUGAGGACAUUAACUAGACGAAGGAAAUCUUCAGGUGAAGUUAUGCCAAAAUAUGAAAUGGUUACUCAUACUCGUAACAGUGCAAUUCCUACUUCUCAUAUACAUAUGUAUGAUCCAGAAAAUAUUACAAUUGCAUGUACAAUUUUCAAGGAUCUUAGUAAAUAUUUACGUGGUGAAUUAAAGCCUGAAGGUGAUGUUCAAGUAAUUCAGUCAAUUAUUGGUUAUGGUAUUGAAAGAGAAGAAUUAAGAGAUGAGAUAUUAGUGCAGUUAGUUCGUCAGUCCACUAAUAAUCCAUGUCGUGAAUCUUUAUUAAGAGCUUGGCUUGUAUUAUGUUUGUGUGUGGUAGCAUUCCAUCCAAGCAAGACUUUUAGUCGUUAUUUUCACUGUUUUCUUCGUAAAAAUCUUCGUGAAGAUAGAUGUAUUGCUAGAUAUGCUCAAUGGUGCUUAGAUAAUCUUCAUAGUACCAAAGUUACUGUUAGAAAAAUGCAUCCAUCAUCUUUAGAGAUUAAUGCUGUUCGUAAUUUAAAUAAUUUGGGUUGCCGAUUUUACUUUUUGGAUGGUCGUACAAAAGCCAUUAAUAUACAUCCUUCUGAUACUGCAAUGGAUGCCAUGCAACAAUUAGCAAUAAAGAUUGGUUUAAGAUCAUUAGAUGGUUGGGCAUUAUAUGAGUGUACACCAGAACAAGAACAUGUAAUAAAAGGAUAUGAAUAUAUUGCAGAUAUUAUAUCACAAUGGGAAAUGUGCCAUCGUAGUUCAGCUACUUUUAGUAAAUAUUCUACACUUUCUAAAAAGGGUCCAACUUUAGCUCUAGGUGGAGGAGAAUGUCAUCUUUUAUUUAGAAAAAGAUUGUUUCGAAAUCCAAGGGAGAUUCCUCAAGAUCCUGUUGAAGUUAAUUUAUUAUUUGCCCAAGCUGUACAUGGUGUUGUAAAGGCUGAUGAAUUUCCAGUGAAUGAACGUAUUGCUUUACAAUUAGCUGGUUUACAAGCACAAGUUUUAUUAGGAGAACCACAAGAAGGAAGAUUAGAUAGAUACUCAGAUGUAAAUAAUUAUCUAUGUGAAAGAAUUCAGUUAGCAAGAAAAGAUUGGCCAAAAGAAAUAUCUGAAGCUCAUAAGUUUUAUGGCAGUGGAAAAUCAGAAGUUGUAGCCAAAGUAUGGUAUCUUUCAGUUGUUAUGCAGUAUCCACUCUACGGGACCACUCUUUUUUCUGUUAUUUAUAAAGGUUAUCUUUCUUAUGGUCAUCAACUUGUUUUAGGAGUGAAUGCUGAAGGAAUAUUAAUGGUUAAUCCAGGAGACAAAGCCAUAUUAAAUGCUUAUCGUUAUUGUGAUAUAGACUCAGUCAUGGUUGAUCCUAGUGACGAUUUAAUAACAAUUCAUUUGAUGAAAUCUCUACCUGAUACACAUAAGUGCUUUAUAUUUGAAACUAAACAAAAACAUGAAUUAGCAAAUCUUAUUGCAAGUUACUCUCCUACACAUGCAGGUUGGUUAAGGCCUACUUAUGAAGUUGGAAGAAGGUUGAAAUUGACGUUUGAAGAUCGUCAAAAACUUUAUCGUGAUGUUAUUAAUUGUCGUCAUAUAUUGGUAGACAGUGGAUUAAUGAGGAAACCACAAGAAGAAAACAUUGGUCUUUUUCGUAGUACUCUUCGGAAACUGAAUAGAAAUAGAUUAGAUAAACUACGACAAGAAUAUGGAGAAACUGAAGAAAAUUACAAAUCUUUUCGACAUAGCCAUUGGGCAUUUAGCAAAAUUGGAGUACAGCAUAGUUUAAGUGUUAUUCCUGAGUCUGAUGUAGAAGAUGCAGCUAUUCAUAUAUUUUCUUCUAUAUUAGCAUAUUCUGGAUUGUUAGAAAGAGAAGAUGAAGAAUGGCUUGCAGAAAAAGAUCAUUUGCAAUUGGCUCAAUACAUUUUAGAUCGUUGUAUGAAGAAAGAAAUUCUAUUGAAUGAAUUAUUUCUUCAGUUGAUUAAACAGACAACAGAUCAUCCAGAUGCAAAUAGUCGAGUUAAUUUAAGACAUUGGCAAUUAAUGGCACUUGCAUGCAGUGUGACAUUUCCAGUUCAAAAAUUGGUUUUAAAUUAUCUUCAAUCACAUUUAAGAAAAUGUGCUAUUGAUGAAGUUACUGAAGAAGGGCAAUAUGCUCAGUUUUCUUUGAGGUGCCUUAUUAGGACACUUGAGACAAGAGGACGUAAAUGGCCACCGUCCAAACAAGAAAUUGCUUGUACUAUUAGUCGAAGACCUAUUCAUGCAAGAGUCCAUUUCUUGGAUGGACAGUUCCAUGCAGUUGAAUUUGAUCCUUGUGCUAUUAUGUUUGAAGUUUUGGAAAUGAUAAAAAUUAAAAUAGAUUUAAGACCGGGUGCUGAAGGUUAUGCUCUUUAUGAAGUUAUUGGGGGUACAGAGAGAGCUUUGCUACCAGAUGAAAAAGUUGCAGAUGCAUUAGCAAAGUGGGAACGCUGGUUGCAAGGACAAAAUAAAUCAUCAUCAUCACGAAAACAUCAGUAUUUUCUUUUCAAGAAACAUCUGUUUCUGGAUGCUUAUAUUGAUAUGAAAGAUCCUGUUGAAAAAGAAUUGUUAUAUCAUCAAAUUGUUCAUAAUAUAAGACAUGAUCGUUUCCCUGUAACAGAACAAGAAGCAGUUAUGCUUUGUGCUUUAACUGGACAGCAGGAAUAUGGUGAUUGUCAACAAGGACAAUGUGACUAUAAAAAUAUAAUGGCACGUUGUCUUCCUCCUCGGCUUCUUGUCUCAAUUUCUCCAGAAGAUGUAGAAAUCCAACACCGAAUUCUCGCUGGUAUGGAUGUAAACCAGAGCAAGCAAGGUUUCUUAGCCCUUGUUCAGUCCUGGCCUCUUCAUAGAGCCACCAUCUUUGAGGUUAUGCAGUCCUAUACAUCAUCUUGGCCAAAGAGCUUAUGGCUUGCUGUUGAUCAAGUUGGAAUUCAUCUCUUGGAAUUAAGAACAAGGAAUGUCCUAUGUACAUGUGAAUAUGAAACAAUUGUAAACUAUAGUCCUUCCUUAAAUAGUUUGAUGAUUGUUACUGGAACAGGUCGAAAAGGAUCAAAAUAUAUUUUCUCAACUAGUCAGGCUACUCAAAUUGCCCACUUAAUUCGAGAUUAUACAAAUGUUAUUGUUAUGAAAAGGAAGCCAGUAGAAGUUGCCAGAAGGAGACGAACACAGGAAUUAACAAUGGAACAAAAUAAUCAUCAUGCUACCAGACCAGUCAGCAUUUUGUAUAAACCACCACCUCAACUAAUAACCCAUGAACCAGUGUGAAUCACACUUAAGUUGCCUGAGUGCCUUGUGUGUACGACAAAUUAGUGCGCUGAUAACAUGGGGCAUUUGUAUAUAGUAGCGCUUCAGUUGUAACUCCUGUAUCAAUGGUGUCGAUUGGAUAUAUAUUAUAUCCUAAAUGUCAAAGAAUGGGAGAAAAUUUUCAAUUUGUCCCAUGCAUUGUUUGAUAGAAAUUUAAUUGCGUCAUUUAUUUGACUGGAAUGAAAAAAAAAAAAAAAAAACAAUAAAGGAAAGACUAACUAUAUUAAAUAAGAGUUGCUGAAUGAUGUCAGUGCAUCUUUUCUUCAAAACUGCCAAUUUUUUUUACUUUAUGAGAAAAUAUAUUCUCCAAUACUUAAAAUCAUUGACGGUAGGAGAAUUUCUGAAUCCAAAUUAAUAUAAGUGAUGAAAUGAUCAGAGGUAAAAUUUUAUGAUCAUAGAAAAAUUAAGGG